AACGUCGCCCCUCCUACCUCGUCCUGGGCUCUUCUGAGCAUGUGUGUGAGCAGAUUUAGCUGCUAGCUUUGAAAGAUGGCCACAGAGAAGCCCAACGACUCCAAAGUUUCCCUUUCGGAUGACAACAAAGAAAAUUCCCCCGAUGGGAGUCUGGGGCUGGAAAUCUUGCAGAUUAUAAAAGAGUCCCAGCAACAACAUGGACUCAGACAUGGAGACUAUCAAAGAUACAGGGGCUAUUGUUCUCGUCGUCUUCGACGACUACGGAAAACUCUGGGAUUUAAGAUGGGGAACAGGCACAAAUAUACUGGCAAAAAAAUAACUGAAGACAUACUUACUGACAGCAGGUAUCUUUUGUUGGUUUUGAUGGAGGCAGAGCGCGCAUGGAGCUACGCCAUGCAGUUGAAGCAAGAGGCCAAUACGGAGCCGCGGAAGCGAUUUCACCUGCUGGCUCGUCUCAGGAAGGCAGCCAAGCACGGUGAAAAGCUGGAAAAGUUAUGCGAGAGCCACAGAGUCGAUGCCAAGACCAAACUGGAGGCACAGGCCUACACUGCGUAUCUGACCGGAAUGGUUGAGUUUGAGCUACAGGAGUGGAAAAAAGCAAUGGAAGCUUUCAACAAGUGCAAAACCAUCUACGAGAAGCUUGCCAGUGCAUUCACGGAGGAGUUGGUGGUACUUUACCGUCAGCGCGUGGAUGAGAUAUCGCCCAACAUCCGCUACUGUGCUUACAAUAUUGGUGACCAGAAUGCCAUCAACGAUUUGAUGCAGAUGAGACUUGCCGGUGGUGGUGGAGGCAUGAUGGCAGAAAAGCUGGAGUCCCUAAUCACUCAGGCCAGAACCAAGCAAGCUGCCACCAUGAGUGAGGUGGAAUGGCGGGGCCGGAUUGUGCCCGUCAAGAACGACAAGGCCAGAGUCUUCUUGCUGGGCCUUGCUGACAAUGAGGCUGCUAUCGCUCAGGCAGCCAAUGAGGAGACCAAAGAGCAUCUAUACGAGACUCUGCUGGCUGAGUGCAGAGACACCAUCCAGUCUGUGAAGGAAGAGCUCAAGAGUGAAGCUAAGCGAGAGAGGAGCGCAGAGGGAGACAAUGGAAAAGUGUCCAAUAUGCAGUUCCUGCACAGUUACCUGACCUACAUCAAGCUGUGCACUCUGGUGAAGAGGAAUGAGAGUAUGGCCCACACACUUCAGGCCAAGCUCAAGGAACCUGAAGUGGAUGAGACCAAGAGGGGACCCCGUCCACAGGACCUUAUCCGCCUCUACGACAUCAUCCUGCAGAGUCUGGCUGAAUUGGCCGUGCUGCAGGGCUUGGAGGAAGAUCACACCUUUCAGAAGGAAGUGUCCCUCAAAACUCUGGUCUAUAAGGCCUACAGGUGUUUCUUCAUCGCCCAGUCCUAUGUGCUGGUGAAGAAGUGGAGUGAAGCUCUUGUGCUUUAUGAGCGAGUGUUGAAGUAUGCCAAGGACGUUCAGUCCAAGUCCAAGAACUUCAAUAACAGCCUCAAGGAUCUCCCUGAUGUUCAGGACCUUAUUGCUGAGGUCAAUGCUGAAAAGUACUCCCUUCAAGCUGCUGCGAUUUUAGAUACUGAGGAGAUGGCUGAAGUCCCUGCUCCACAGCAAGUGAAAGACAACAGGCCUCUGUGUGACCGCUUGGACACUUUCCAUCUGGACUCCACUCUUGUUGGGAAGCAGCCCAAUCUGGUUCAGUUCCCUCCGGAUUUCCACCCAAUUCCCUGCAAGCCCCUGUUCUUUGACCUGGCUCUGAACCACGCAGCGUUCCCACCGCUGGAUGACAAAGUGGAGCAGAAGGGCAAGGGAGGUCUCACCGGCUACAUCAAGGGCAUCUUCGGCUUUGGCAGCUAAAUCCAGUCCCAGACUUCUGCUACAUUUCCUCAGAUUUCAAGCUCAACAGUCAACCCUACUUGAACGGCUGUUUUGACUAUCUUUAGUGCCUACAAAGCGAGAUGAUGGUUCUAAAGGUUGGGAGUUGGAAGUAGCGAAUAUCAAUAUGGGAUGGGUCUCUAAACAGUCUGUGCCAUCAUUAGUAUCGUGUACAAGACAUCUGGCCCUCAUUUCUUUUGUUUUUAUUUUGGGGUGGAUUAGCUUAAUUUAAAAUUCUCAAUUGUUAAGAAAUUUUUAAAAGAAGGCGUCAUACUGCAUCUGUCACUCUUCACUCUUAAAGACUGGAUGCUCUUUAUUAUGGCAAAUCUUUCUACUUAAACUGAACUGUCCUGUUAAGUGGAAAACCGCCAACAAGCACCAUGCAUUUUUGGGUCUGUCGUUUUCAAGAACACACAACAGGGAACUGGAGAAUCAUGGAUGUUUGUUAUCCCUAAAUAGCUGCUGGGACCUUAAUGUUGAAGAGUUGUCUUACAAUUCCAAUUAAUAAAAUACCUCUGCAUGUUCAGUCAAUUUUGACUUUUUUUUUUUCCUCAAUGUAAAAUCAAGAAACAUGUUUAGAUUACUGCAAAAAAAGUAAAUUUAGAUGGCUAACUUUUUCUGCCCCCUCUGUCAUUUGGAAAGUGGCUGAAAUGACCACAAACGCUAUUUAAUUGUGUAAUACCAAGUGCGAAAGCUGAAGGAACUGUAUGAUUAAUCUUGUUUUCUGUCCAAUUAUUAAAAAUAU
This is a messenger RNA of Synchiropus splendidus (mandarinfish), 2614 nucleotides long. RefSeq names its product signal recognition particle subunit SRP68-like. The transcript is spliced from 16 exons. Gene Ontology annotation, cellular component: signal recognition particle, endoplasmic reticulum targeting. Gene Ontology annotation, biological process: SRP-dependent cotranslational protein targeting to membrane. Lineage: Eukaryota; Metazoa; Chordata; Actinopteri; Syngnathiformes; Callionymidae. Bases 76 to 1851 code for a protein of 591 amino acids. Gene Ontology annotation, molecular function: endoplasmic reticulum signal sequence receptor activity; 7S RNA binding; signal recognition particle binding. The record is from RefSeq and is a predicted model, not a curated record.